GUGUUAAUGUAUAUUCUGUAUGUAUAAUGUGUCUGUUUCUGUGGCAGUACGCUGUUGGCCUUGCCGUUGCUACUCUCAGUGGACGAGGCCGUGGGAGAGUGUGGCUGAAGGCAGAGGCCGGGUGCUAGCAGAGGGGACAAGGAGAGGGGCCACUGGGCAGCAGGACGAGUGGGGGACAUUGACUUCACUGGCACCAGUAGGACAAGGGGAAAGUUUGUGAGGGUUCACAGCUCCACAGAUCCAGUGUUAAUCUACCAGAUGCUGACAGAGCAGUGGGGACUAGCCCCUCCACACCUGGUGGUGGCUCUGGUGGGGGGAGACGAGCUGGCUCAGAUGAAACCCUGGCUCAGGGACACCGUGAGGAAAGGACUGGUCAAGGCUGCUCAGAGCACAGGUGCCUGGAUCCUGACCAACGGGCUUCGCUUCGGCAUCACCAAGCACCUGGGCCAGGCUGUCCGGGACCACUCUCUGGCCAGCACCUCCUCUAAGGUCAAGGUGGUGGCCAUCGGCAUCGCUCCCUGGAACAUGAUCCACCACAGAGACGCGCUGCUUGCUGCUAAGCCAGACCAGCCUGCCGUGGUGGAGCCCCAGGACCUGCCCCAUGGGGCGGUGUACUCCCUGGACUGCAACCACUCCCACUUUGUCCUGGUUGAGGAGGACCCUCAGCGCCCCGGUGCCACCAGAACAGCCUACCCAGUAACCCACCGUGGGCAGCUUCUGAUAGAAGCCUUUACAGAGUCGUGCAGGAAGUCUUUCAGCACUUUGGACACCUCGUGCAGGGUGAACGGGCCUUCCGGUCCCCGGGCUUCGGCCUUGUGGUGGUCGUGA
Messenger RNA from Salvelinus sp. IW2-2015, 828 nucleotides. The record is from RefSeq and is a predicted model, not a curated record. NCBI's taxonomy places the organism in Eukaryota, Metazoa, Chordata, Actinopteri, Salmoniformes, Salmonidae.